This is a messenger RNA of Branchiostoma belcheri (Belcher's lancelet), 4879 nucleotides long. RefSeq lists its product as uncharacterized. Gene Ontology annotation, biological process: monoatomic ion transport. Gene Ontology annotation, cellular component: membrane. The record is from RefSeq and is a predicted model, not a curated record. Lineage: Eukaryota; Metazoa; Chordata; Leptocardii; Amphioxiformes; Branchiostomatidae. Gene Ontology annotation, molecular function: extracellular ligand-gated monoatomic ion channel activity; protein binding.
AUGCCGAAGGACAGAGAAGUGAACGACUUCUUGUUGGACCUCAAGAACGCCGUGGAUCCCAACUCUCCUUUCUGGUUCGGCCUGAACAAACAGAGCGGAGAGGGAGGGUGGGCGUGGGAAGAUGGGGACUCCAUACAGCCCAACCGCAGACUGGACUGGGUGGCAUCCGGGGGAAACCAACAGCUGUUUCCUCACACAGCGAUCCGCUGCCCCCUCGGGUACUUCCGGUGCGGACACGGACAUGCCUGCACCCUGACCUGGAGGCGGUGUGACGGGAGGACGGACUGUUCGGACGGGAGUGACGAGGACGGUUGUGAGUGCCUGCCGAUUCCUGUGGAUUUCAACCUCGGCGGUAGACUUACAAUGUUACCCAAUCAGCUGGACCAGACGACGUUUGAGGAGAUACAGAAUUCCUCUGUCGUGGACCUGCUCAACAGUUCGCCCACAGACGGACAGAACCGACAUCCCGAGUUCCGGGAAUUCGCAUCUACAGUGAUUUUCCCGCAAUGUGCUGUACCCAAAGAGAACGACACUACCUGCUCUUUGUCUCGUCAUGCAGACAACGCGACCUCUUGCAAGAACAAACCACUGCUACCGUGCCGUUCGUGGUGUGAGGAAGUCCUUAACAUGGCUGAUCCCUGGAUGAAGAAGCGGUUCCCAACCUGUGACUUGUUUCCACCACCACAGCACGGCUGUUGGAACCCCGAACCAGCGACAAGGAACGGUGAAGUUUGCUACCACGGUGGCGGCAUGAACUACCGCGGCACACGGAGUACAGCCAAGUCCGGGGCAGAGUGUGUGAAGUGGUCCGCUGCGCAGGAAGGGUUCUACACAGCCGCGUACCCCUGGGCCAACAUAGAUAACAACUACUGCCGUAACCCUACCGGUCUGGGGAGGCCAUUUUGUCUGGUGGAAGAUGGCAGCCAGCAGGAAUGCGACGUCGUUUCCUGCAAUACGAGAGGUUGCUGGGACAUCGGUCCUCCUGACUACGGCAAUAGAAGCCCUAUGAAGAGGUUCUACUACGUGGGAGAAAGGAUCGCCUUCACCUGCAACGAGGGGUACUACAUAAAGCCCGGGUAUCCUACCGAAGUAAGAUGCGUCGAAGGAGGCUUCUGGCAGGUUGACAAGCCCAGUUGUUCAGUGAAUUUCGAGGAUAGGCUAAAAGCCGACCUGCUCGAUGUGAACAAUCGCAACCUAGCAUCUGGGCCUGAGAGCCGUACCCAGCCUGAGAACCCUAGCGACACUGGGAACCGUACCGACACUGACAACUCUAGCGACACUGAAAACCCUACCGACACUGACAACCCUACCGUCACUGGGAACCCUGCCGUCACUGAGAACCGUGCUGAGACUGACAACCCUACCGAGGCAGAGACCCCUACUCGGAUUGAGAACCACAUCCGACCCGUCAUCAGCUUUACUGGAUCUGUAGAACAGAUCGUCGACUUGGAGGAAAAGAAGGAGCAGCUGGUUGCCUCUGUCGUCAUCCAUUUCACAUGGCAGGACAGCCGACUGAGCUGGGAUCCAAAGUACUACGACAACAUCGAGACUAUCAGCGUCCCUGGCAGCAGUAUCUGGACCCCUACACUUACUCUGAAGGGGAACGACCCCUACAUCACCAGCAACAACAACUGUGAAGACAAGCACAGCUCCAGUCACUACACCUUCGAUUGUGGAGCGAAUCACGACUCCGGAAACACUGCUCCGGUCAUCACACCUUCGACUGCUGAGGAAAUAACGUCUCCGGUCAUCACACCCAUGACUGUGGAGCAAAGCACGGCUCCGGUCACUACGCUAUUGCAAGGCGGUUGUCCAGUGAGUUACACCGCACACGGGGACUCGUGCUUCAAGGCAUACAACCAAGUCAAAACCUACAGUCAGGCCAGACAGGUGUGUGCAACGGACGGGGGGCUCCUCGCCAUGCCGAAGGACAGAGAAGUGAACGACUUCUUGUUGGACCUCAAGAACGCCGUGGAUCCCAACUCUCCUUUCUGGUUCGGCCUGAACAAACAGAGCGGAGAGGGAGGGUGGGCCUGGGAAGAUGGGACUCCAUACAGCCCGACCACAGACUGGACUGGGUGGCAUCCGGGGGAAACCAACAGUAACGGAGAAGGCUGUGUCAGCCACCUCGGGGCCGGAUGGAACGACGCGCCGUGCUCGUCCGCAUUCAACUUCAUCUGCCAGCUGAAGGACCCGAUCCGCUGCCCCCUCGGGUACUUCCGUUGCGGACACGGACAUGCCUGCACCCUGACCUGGAGGCGGUGUGACGGGAGGACGGACUGUUCGGACGGGAGUGACGAGGACGGUUGUGAGUGCCUGCCGAUUCCUGUGGAUUUCAACCUCGGCGGUAGACUUACAAUGUUACCCAAUCAGCUGGGUCAGACGACGUUUGAGGAGAUACAGAAUUCCUCUGUCGUGGACCUGCUCAACAGUUCGCCCACAGACGGACAGAACCGACAUCCCGAGUUCCGGGAAUUCGCAUCUACAGUGAUUUUCCCGCAAUGUGCUGUACCCAAAGAGAACGACACUACCUGCUCUUUGUCUCGUCAUGCAGACAACGCGACCUCUUGCAUGAACAAACCACUGCUACCGUGCCGUUCGUGGUGUGAGGAAGUCCUCAGCAUGGCUGAUACCUCUAUGAAGAAGCGGUUCCCUACCUGUGACUUGUUUCCACCACCACAGCACGGCUGUUGGAACCCCGAACCAGCGACAAGAAACGGCGAAGUUUGCUACCACGGUGGCGGCAUGAACUACCGCGGCACACGGAGUACAGCCAAGUCCGGGGCAGAGUGUGUGAAGUGGUCCGCUGCGCAGGAAGGGUUCUACACAGCCGCGUACCCCUGGGCCAACAUAGAUAACAACUACUGCCGUAACCCUACCGGUCUGGGGCGGCCAUUUUGUCUGGUGGAAGAUGGCAGCCAGCAGGAAUGCGACGUCGCUUCCUGCAGUACGAGAGGCUGCUGGGACAUCGGUCCUCCUGACUACGGCAAUAGAAGCCCUAUGAAGAGGUUCUACUACGUGGGAGAAAGGAUCGCCUUCACCUGCAACGAGGGGUACUACAUAAAGCCCGGGUAUCCUACCGAAACAUGGCAGGACAGUCGGUUGAGCUGGGAUCCAAAGUACUACGACAACAUCGAGACUAUCAGCGUCCCUGGCAGCAGCAUCUGGACCCCUACACUUACUCUGAAGGGGAAUGCUAAUCCUUUAUACCAAGGCCUACCAAAAAUCGUUCCGGUCUGGAUCAGUAGCAAUGGCCAGGUAACCUGGAGGGUAGAAACCCUGACCACCACCGUGUGUGAUGCGGACCCCUUCUACUUCCCUGCAGACACCAUGGAAUGCAACAUCUGCUUUGCUGCAUUUUCUUCAACCAUCGAAUGCCAACAAGAUGGAAGUCCCUGUGGCGUCCUGUCUAACCAACAACUGGAGGGCGAAUGGUACCGGAAGGACAUGAUCUUCGCAAAAGACAAGACGGAGGCGUGCUUCACUGUUCAGCUGGAGAGGAUCCCGCUGUUCCACAUCGCCACUACUGUUGGACCCUGCGUCAUCCUGGUGGCGCUGAUGGUCAUCACAUUCGUCAUGCCACUGGACAGGGGGGACCGGAUCUCGUUCGGAGUGACCAUUCAACUCUCCGUGGUCGUGUCUCUCGUGUUCGUGACGGAUGUGCUUCCUGUCAAGGGGGCGCUGCCAUUUUUCGAAUGCCAACAAGAUGGAAGUCCCUGUGGCGUCCUGUCUAACCAACAACUGGAGGGCGAAUGGUACCGGAAGGACAUGAUCUUCGCAAAAGACAAGACGGAGGCGUGCUUCACUGUUCAGCUGGAGAGGAUCCCGCUGUUCCACAUCGCCACUACUGUUGGACCCUGCGUCAUCCUGGUGGCGCUGAUGGUCAUCACAUUCGUCAUGCCACUGGACAGGGGGGACCGGAUCUCGUUCGGAGUGACCAUUCAACUCUCCGUGGUCGUGUCCCUCGUGUUCGUGACGGAUGUGCUUCCUGUCAAGGGGGCGCUGCCAUUUUUCGCCGCGCUGAUCGUCGUGUGCAUGGCGCUGAUGGGACUUUUCCUCUUCUUCACCAUGGCCAUCAUCACCAUUCAUGACAGGCAGGGGAGCCUGUCUCCAAUGGCGAAGACCUUCUUUCUCCGUUACAUGGCAAAGUGCCUGCUGCUCGGAGAUCUGACAGAGAAGAAGGUUGCAAGCGACAAUGGAGAGACUGGUCCCAGCAGCAGGAAGCCGGCCUGGCCUGAGCAGACCAACCGCAUCCUUCCCGCUGAUGUCAUGGCGGUGGUCGACGUGCAAAGCCCGGCUGAUGUCCGCGAGACAGCCCGUCAGCCGCCCGCGCCGUCCAGUAACAUGGAGGAGCAGGCCGAGGCCAUGAAGAACGAGCAGGAGGUGUCUGACUACACCCUGCUGGCUAAGGUCCUGGACAGGCUCUGCCUUGUCAUGUACGUCAUCAGCAUUGCCGUGGCCGUGCCCAUGACCAUGUAUCUGGGCAAGUAAAUUAAAGUUGUGUAAACGUGCCUUAACACAACCAAAAAGUGCGACUUGAUUAUUAUGAUUAUUAUGCAUUGAUUCAGCUUUAAGUAACAUGCAUGUGCAGUCAGGACAUGCCCUUACAAGGGCUGUAGUCCUUUGAGAAUUUUAGUAAGGUAGUAACCCCACUGGUGGAACAUACAUACUAAAUUUGUAUCUUCAGUAUGAUCAAUACCAUACGAAGGUGAAUGUGUGCAAUGGGGCUUAUAGUUCGUAUGGAGCAUAUAAAUCAGACAACAUACAUAUCUAAGUUAAUUUACGUAUCUAACCAGGAAAGACUUGUGGUGUUUUCAAAGAGUGGAAAUGAACCGAGAUGUACUAUUAGAGUCGCCUUCUUGGCAGAAUCUUGCACAUC